UUUUGCUUCUCCUCCUGACCAAAUGCUCUGCAGUACCAUGACUGCUCCAAAAGGAGAUGCACCGCUUGUGCUCCGCUGGCUUCUGGCAGCCCGGUGCCACUGUGUUUGCUUGCAUUGUUGAAACGCUGCAUGAAACGGCCGGUGAAGGACCGCUCGUUUAUACCGUAAACAUCCCGAACAGGACACAUCAGCGCUCAAAGAAUCAGGCGAGUAAAUGGGAUAUGCUCUUGAAACGAAACGACGAAGAAAACCUCUGUCUAAAAAUCGAUUUUGCAGCUUGUUGUGCUCUGGCGUCGGCUCGUCCUUCUCGCCAUAUUGGUGCUUGACUAUAACGUUAUACAACGGAUUUCGCGCAAACCAGGACUGUUGCGUGAGCCAGCCGAGCCCGUGCGGUGAGCCCGCUGCAGUGUUUUUCUCAAAAUAUUCGUCUACACAAGCCCUACCUGGGACGGGCGCUCAUAGAGAAAGAAAGAAAGAAAGAAUGUACAAACAGUUGACCUCACCUUCGGCGCAAACCACUCAACCGACAGUUGCGUCGGAACAACACAUCAAACCGGCGUGUACGUUCACGCAAGUCACACAGCAACUCUUUACCAACCCCACGGCGCCCCUUCCGGAUCUUGCACAGUUGUGGUAUUGGGGGUUCUCUUCUCGAAAGGAUUACUUUGAGUAUUUACGUCGUGAAGAGUUCGGUGGCGAACCCGUCACCAAACCGUCCGACGAUCCUGACGGCACGUUGGCCAAACUCGUGGCUCAACUUGGAGUGCCACGGAGGCAGCGAAAAUGAUACUGAGUUGCACGCCGCCGGAGUUGGAAAAGACACUAACCCUCCGUUCUCGGGCAGCCAUGGGCAGCCCCGAAAGCCAGGCGUCCACUGGGCGUCGAAGGCUAGGUGCAUCCAGCUCCAGCACCGGUCGUCGUCCUGUCACUCGGAGGCGCAACAACAAUGGUGACGGAGCCGGCGCCGCUUCGGGAGAAGGGGGCGGUGGAGGGACCGGCAAUGGCAAUGGCAAUGGCAAUGGCAAU
Fimicolochytrium jonesii is the source of this 1026-nucleotide messenger RNA. RefSeq lists its product as uncharacterized. NCBI's taxonomy places the organism in Eukaryota, Fungi, Chytridiomycota, Chytridiomycetes, Spizellomycetales, Powellomycetaceae. The record is from RefSeq and is a predicted model, not a curated record. The coding region runs from base 215 to 787 and encodes 190 amino acids. The transcript has 3 exons.